Molecule: messenger RNA, 2778 nt
Organism: Thyridium curvatum
Lineage: Eukaryota; Fungi; Ascomycota; Sordariomycetes; Thyridiales; Thyridiaceae
Exons: 2
Coding region: 1-2778 (925 amino acids)
Biological process (GO): Golgi to plasma membrane transport; exocytosis
Cellular component (GO): exocyst; cytoplasm
Molecular function (GO): protein binding
Source: RefSeq, a predicted model, not a curated record
AUGUCGAAGUUCAAAAGAGCUGCGCCUGCGGGCGGCAGCAUACUCGGGGUGCUUCAGGCGACGGAGAUUAUAGAUUCGAAACCUGUACUACCUGCCGAAAUCCUCGCGCGCAUAUUGGAUCUCCUCCCGGUCCCAGAUCUCAUCAGCGCUGCUCGAACAUCCCGACGAAUGCGCGAGAUGGUGUACGACGAUACGAGGUGGGUCUCCAGGCUGCAGAGCAUGGACUGCUGGAACGAGACGGAAGCCAGGAAGCGGUUCGAGGACGCGAUGAAAAGGAGGAGAGAGGCAGCGGAACGGACCCAGCCGCCGGGGCCGGCAAUAGGGGGCCCCGUGGCACAACAACCAGGGCAACGGCAACCCAGCACGACUCUUUUCGACGCGGCACUUGAGGAGCAGAGGCAGACGACGAGACGGGUGUCGGACGCCAGGGACGGCUUCGAGACUAUGACUCUUGGGGCCGGGACUCAGAUGCCGUCUAAAGACCCGAUGCAAGAUCCCGAUGCCCUACUAGACGUCUUCAAGAAUGCGAGGAGCGUGCGCGGGCGUGCGAGAGAAGAGUAUGGCAAGAUAUACGGAGCCCUGGCCCCCUUUUAUCUGGACCUGGUUCGAGCCAAGAGCCACGCAGACCCGAUCGUGUUCAAGGCUUUCCGAGACCCCGAAAGACAAGCACAGAUGCUGUCCCACCUCAAGCGGUUUUCCAGGAGCGACUGGUCGCAGGGCUGGGGCGAUAGGGAGCACAAGCUCAUAACGAUGACGAGCAUCUUCGAAAGCGCAGUGCUCCGGGAAUUCGAACAGGGCUAUGAAUUCUGGGAUGUGGAUGGCAGGAUGAAGAGAUACGCGCAUGUUCUGGACCUGCUUAGCGAUGUUAACGCCGGUGCUGAGCUCUUCAUACACAAGCACCCAAUCUUCUCCGACAAAGAGGUCGUCGGGAACUCCAUGGACUGCAUCAACCACGCCUCAGCUGACAACAUCACCCUCGAGCCGUCCAGGCAGUUUUUCGAAGUUCUCUUGAAGAAAGUCAACGAGCAGAGCGACAUCAUCCAGAGGAUAUUUCCGAGACCCGGCCAAGUAUUUUGGAACUUUGUCGACAAAGUUCGAGAGGAUCUGAUCAUGGACUACGUCACGCCACUGCUAGACGAGUGCCAUGAGAGAAGCCUUGCUUCCUACCUAAAAGCUGUCUCGGGCAUAUUCGAGCAGUGUAUGCUCUUUCUCAGGUCGCUGCAGCCACCCAAAGCACAGGGCGAGGUUAUAAGCCCACAGUUCAGGGAAGAAAAGGCCAGGCAGAUCGGGUUGAAACUUUUCGAGCCUCAUCUUGACCUAUACCUGCAAGAGGAGCUCGACUUCUUCACCAAGCAUGCAGAAGUGGAGGUGGGCAAUUGGGAGAAAAAGCUGUCGGAACAAGACGCCAGUGUCGAGUCAUUCUACAUGGCCAAUUUCAACAGGCAAGCGGACAAGUCAGACUUUUUGAGCUCGUUCAAAAAGGUUGUCAUGAUGCCUGUGACCGUUCUGCCCAGUCUACCCGGUCAGUUUCUCACAUCACCCUUCGGUUCGAGCAAGCCUGCGUCGACUGCGACAUCAAACGGCGGGAAUACGUUGCAGCCAUCCAGGCCGGAAACGCCCAGUGCCGGCGCAAGUAUCGAUAGAAAGGGCAGCCCGCUCCCAGACGAAGCCCCUACCGACGAACUGGCUGCCAAGGCAGCACUGAUGGCGUCGCGGCUGGAAGGGAUCAAAUCGCUCUUCAGUAUAGAGGUUGCGCUGAAUCUUGUGCACGCUGCCAAGUCAAGUCUAGGCCGCGCUGCCGUAUUUAUAUGCCUCGGUGGCCAGGCUGGCGAAGAGGCGCGUGAGCAGUGUGCGACCAUUUUCGUUGUGCUUCUUCGCAUUCUUGGUAUGCGACACAUGAAGAACGGCUUUGACAAGGCAGUCGAUCACCUCUCACACUACAACCCCCGCGAUGUGAGCGACCAUAACCAGGCCAGCGGCGUUGUGCCUCUCGUCAUGUUCAUCGAGCUCGUCAACGUCGGUGACCUGAUCAGCCAAAUGAUCGACGUCUUUUACGAGCAGCAGCUCGCGGGCCCCAAGAUCGCAGACCGGAACGACUUUCUUGACCCAGCCGGCCUGGCCAAGAAGAAGUUUGAGCAGAUGCUCGACGAGAGCGUGGCGGCCGGGCUCAACAAGGGCAUCGACGUGCUCAUGGACGAGGUGGAAUACAUCUGCGCGACCACGCAGCUGCCGACCGACUACAACCCGGCGCCGGCGAGCAGCGGCGCGGGGGCGGACGGCAAGGCCCACCAGCAGAUGCCGCCUGCGGACGCGGACAUCGGGCCGACCGAGACGGCCAGGCGCGUCGUGGAGCUGGUGCGCGGGCACACGAGCAUGCUGGUGGGCAGCACCGAGAAAUCGAUGCUCGACGUCUUCAACGGCGAGGUGGGCCUGCGGCUCUUCACGGCCGUGUGCAAGCACCUGAAGCGGCAGCGCGUCAGCACCGAGGGCGCCAUCAAGGUCAUCGCCGACAUGACGCUCUACUUUGAGUACGUGCGCACGCUGCGCAACCAGGACCUGCUGGCCUACUUCCGGGCGCUGCGCGAGCUGAGCCAGAUCUACCUCAUCGACGGGCGCCACGCCAAGGAGAUGGCCGUCAUCAUCGCCGACGGGGACCGGUUCGGCGGCAUCUUCCGCGCCGAGGAGGUGUACGAGUACGCCGAGAGGCGGGCCGACUGGUACCAGGUCAAGAGGAGCGUCGAGAAGGCCAUGUACGGGCUCGAGUGUGCUGUGAUGUGA